AUUUUGAGGCAAAACGAAUGUUAAUUUGAGGGAAAACCUAGAAAAGAGUAAGAAACUUUAUUUUUCUAGUUUUAUUGGUGCUUUGAUGAGAUGGGCAUUGUUAUAAAAGUUGCUUCGAAAGUCCCAAAAUUUGUAGUCCUGUGAAUUCCUACCUCUCUUUUGAUAUCCUCGAGUGGCCAAACGAAGCCUGUCUGUAGAAUUUCAAGAGGUUUGCAUACAGAGUUCUUUACUUUUGAUCAAGUUCAUUGAUGUGUACCAUUUUAUUUGCUGUUUGUUUUAAACCUUUUAAUUUCUUAACACCCUCCUUGCAGACGAAUCUCUACACAGGGGUAACCAGGAAACAUAAACCCAGGGGUCGUCAUCAUGGGUUGACUAGUCAGAAAAAGCAGGAAAUAAGAGAAGCAUUCGAGCAGUUUGAUACUGAUGGAUCUGGUACCAUCGAUGCCAAAGAAUUAAAUGUCGCAAUGAGGGCUCUUGGUUUUGAAAUGACCGAAGAGCUAAUGAAUGGACAAAGCCUAUCCGUAUAUAAAUUUUUUCCGGUGCAUGUGAGGAUGUUUUUAUAUUCGGGAAUAUGGAGGUUAACCAGAUUCUUUCUCCCUGUGGUGAUGAUUGGUGAACAAUCUUAUGGAGGGCUUGUAUGA
Olea europaea var. sylvestris is the source of this 641-nucleotide messenger RNA. Its product is annotated as caltractin-like. Gene Ontology annotation, molecular function: calcium ion binding. The record is from RefSeq and is a predicted model, not a curated record. The coding region runs from base 249 to 641 and encodes 130 amino acids. The transcript is spliced from 4 exons. NCBI's taxonomy places the organism in Eukaryota, Viridiplantae, Streptophyta, Magnoliopsida, Lamiales, Oleaceae.